AUGAGCACUGACUUAGAUAAAAAAAUACGUAAAAAACAAACACAAUUAUAUGACAACAAAGAAAGUGUUUCAAAUAGAAUAAAGGCGUGUAUUGCAUUAAGUGAAAAGAUGAAUCCAGAUGAAUUUUAUUUAUUUAUUAAACGAGAUAAACAAGGAUUUGCUGGAUUUAUAAUAGAAAUAACACAGUAUGUUCAAAAUCAUACAAAGAAAGGGAAAGUAUCAGUGUCAGUGAAAGAUGCAAUUAACCAUAUAAAAAUAUUAAAUAUAAUGACAAGUAUUUAUCAAUUAAAUGAACUAACUGUUUUUGAUUUAUAUCAAAAAUUUUUAUUUAAUUAUCUUAAAAUUGAAACACAUCCAGAAGUUAGAGAAGCAGCAUUUAGUUUUGUUAUUGACUGUUUCUUUAAAUAUGGUGAACAAGAACAAUUAACUGAUAUGUUUAUUAAAACAAUUAAUUUAGGACAAUUAUAUAAUAAAUCUACUGAUUUUCCAGUAAGUAAACUGGAUUAUGCAGAAUCAUCAUAUUGUCCAUCAGAAACAGAUAUAGAUCAAUAUUCAAUGACAAUCAAAUUAAUUACGUCAUUUCUUAAACUUGUUAAAGUACCUUCACAAUUUGAUAAAUUAUUCUUUUUAGUAGAAGUAAUGUUAUCAUAUAUUUAUCCUAAUUUUGCUGAAGAGGCUCAAUAUAAAUAUAAAUUAAAUCAUCCUAAUAUUGGUAAAAAAGGUGAAUUACCUCCUGCUUCACUUGAUAAAUUUGUUCUUGAUUCUUUUAAAGAUUUAAUGUCUUCUCCUAUUGCUGAUAGAUUAAAAACACGUCCUGCAUUUGUUUUAUUCAUUAAACACUUUUAUAUUUAUGUUUUACAAAUUACUCCAGAAGAUAUUACUCAUGCUGUUAUCAUUGCCACCAUUCAAUAUUUCACUGACCUUUUCAUUUCAAAUCCUUUCACUUCUCAACCAAAAGAAGUUGUUUCAGAACUUCAAAAAUAUUUGAUUGAAAGUAUUACAACAUUAUUUGAUAAACCUUUUGUUAUUGGAAAUCAAUCAGUAUCAAAGAUUCUCAUUGAAGAAAUUAAAAAUCAAAUUAUUAAAUUAGCAUCAAUUGCCAUUAAUGAUGAAAUAAAACAAACCAUCAUUGAAACUGUAUUAAAUUGUAUUAAUAUUUUAGUAAAAGCAAAUUUUGGUAAUAGUGUUGGUUCAUUUGUUGAUUUAAUAUUUAUUCUUUACAUAAAAUGGGAAAGAACCAAUGAUGAUUGGGUUCAACUUAGAAUUCGUUUGUCUAAUCAUUAUAAUGUUAGUUUUGUUAUGGAUCAAAUUGCUAUGAAACUUCGUCAUUGUACACGACUAGUACUAAAAGAUUUUUAUUCUCCUCUUUUAUUGGAAAACACUGAUGAGGUAAUAGUUGGUACUAAGAAAGUUACACGUUCUACUCAUCUUGAUUUUCCUGAUGAGAUUUUUAUUGCCCCUCCAUUAGAUGAUAAAUUCAGUUAUUAUUUUCCAAACCUUGGAGGAGAAAGUGCAUUAAGGUUAUGGUAUUGUUUUUAUUCAUUAUUAUCAGAUAUUAAUGAACAUCCUAAAGAUGAUAGUUAUGAAAAUGGAAUUAAAUUAUUAUAUGAGAUUUUCUGUUUAUUCAUAAGAGCAGAAACUAAAGUAUAUCAAUUUUAUGAAAUUAUUAACCCAAAACGAAUUUAUCUUGUUGAUGAUUUCGGAAAAAUCUUUUUUGAUGCUUUAAAAGAAGAAGUCAC
This is a messenger RNA of Entamoeba dispar SAW760, 1739 nucleotides long. RefSeq lists its product as uncharacterized. The record is from RefSeq and is a predicted model, not a curated record. The annotation marks the transcript as partial. The transcript has 2 exons. NCBI's taxonomy places the organism in Eukaryota, Evosea, Mastigamoebida, Endamoebidae.